Molecule: messenger RNA, 348 nt
Organism: Aspergillus alliaceus
Lineage: Eukaryota; Fungi; Ascomycota; Eurotiomycetes; Eurotiales; Aspergillaceae
Exons: 2
Coding region: 1-348 (115 amino acids)
Biological process (GO): DNA-templated transcription; termination of RNA polymerase I transcription
Cellular component (GO): RNA polymerase I complex
Molecular function (GO): zinc ion binding; nucleic acid binding; DNA-directed RNA polymerase activity
Source: RefSeq, a predicted model, not a curated record
AUGGCAGUCCAGUUCUGCCCAGCCUGCGGCACUCUCUUUGAUAUUUCCCCCGAAGAAACCCUCCGCUGCGAACGAUGCGGUCAAACUGCAAAAAAUGAAGCAUUCUCGCGAACCCAGACCACCACAUCGGAGAGUUUUCCCUCGACGCUACAGAAAAAGCUCAAGUCGUACACACAGAAGGUUUCGAAGGAGACAGUGAGCCCUGGGCCUAAAAUCCAGGUCGAGUGUGCCAAGUGUUUUGGGAGGGACGUCGUGUAUUCUCAGGUGCAGUUGUGGAGUGCAUUCCAGGGAAAUACUGCUUUUUAUCAUUGUCUGGGAUGUGGACAUAGGUGGCAGGAGAAAAAUUAG